Molecule: messenger RNA, 1799 nt
Organism: Oxyura jamaicensis (ruddy duck)
Lineage: Eukaryota; Metazoa; Chordata; Aves; Anseriformes; Anatidae
Gene: PSIP1
Product: PC4 and SFRS1 interacting protein 1
Exons: 16
Coding region: 79-1773 (564 amino acids)
Biological process (GO): regulation of transcription by RNA polymerase II
Cellular component (GO): nucleus
Molecular function (GO): transcription coregulator activity; double-stranded DNA binding
Source: RefSeq, a predicted model, not a curated record
GGCGGCGCCCCGGCGGCGGGGGCUGGAAGCACAGAGCCCUCCCCUCGGCCCCGUCCGCGUCGUGCACAGCGAGAAGCCAUGAGCCGCGAUUUCAAGCCCGGAGACCUUAUCUUCGCCAAAAUGAAAGGUUACCCGCACUGGCCGGCCAGGGUGGAUGAAGUUCCUGAAGGAGCAGUAAAGCCUCCUGCAAACAAAAUGCCUAUAUUCUUUUUUGGCACCCAUGAGACGGCAUUUUUGGGACCAAAGGACAUAUUCCCUUACUCUGAAAAUAAAGAGAAAUAUGGAAAACCAAAUAAAAGAAAGGGCUUUAAUGAAGGCUUAUGGGAAAUCGACAAUAAUCCUAGAGUGAAGUUCUCUCAUCCACAGUCCCAUCCAUCUAUUAGCACUUCUAUCAAAGAAACUCUUCAAGAAAGCAGUCAGGAUUCUCCUGAGGGAAGUGAAGAAAAAUCAGGAGCCAAAAGGAGAAAGGCUGCUCCCCCAAAAUUGCCCCCUAAGAAGGAUAACAGCUUAAGUACAGUAGUGGAAGAAGAGAAAGAGAUGGAUACUACAAAAGAAGAUGAUGUACCUUCUGAAAGAAACAGUAAAGAAGAUGUGGUAAAAACAAGUGAUGCGUCUAUUCCUAAAGUUGCUAGAAGAGGAAGAAAAAGAAAGGCUGAAAAACAAGCUGAAGCUGAGGAAGCAGCAGUAGUGGCAACAGCAGCAGUUGCAGCAGCAGCUCCUGUGACAGUGUCUCCAAAAGUAAGCCCCAAAAGAGGAAGACCAGCAGCUUCUGAAGUAAAAGUUCCAAAACCAAGAGGGAGACCCAAGUUGGUGAAAACACCUUGUAUUUCCGAGGGUGACCUUGUUACUGAGGAGGAGAAAGCAAAGAAAAAAGGAGCAGAAGAAAAGUCUAAAAAACAAGGGAAGAAGGAUGAAGAAAGUCAGAAGGAAGAGGAGAAACCAAAGAAGGAAUUUGACAAAAAAGAAGGAAAAAAAGAGGCUGAACCAAAAAGGAAGAAUGCUGCAAAAGCGGUUUUUGCAUCAGCUUCUGAUUCUGAAGAUGAGGGAGAAGAGCAAGAGGGUGACAAGAAGAAAAAAGGAGGAAGAAGCUUGCAGGCAGCUCAUAGAAGAAGCAUUAUGAGAGGCCAACAUGAAAGAGAGGUGACAGAACGAAAGCGUAAGCAAGAGGAGCAGACAGACGGUGAACUGCAGAGUAAAGAAGAAGGCAAGAAAACAGAAGUUAAGAAGAUGGAGAAGAAAAGAGAAACAUCAAUGGAUUCCAGGCUUCAAAGAAUACAUGCAGAAAUUAAGAACUCCCUAAAAAUUGAUAAUCUUGAUGUGAACAGGUGUAUUGAGGCUCUUGAUGAGCUUGCAUCCCUUCAAAUCACAAUGCAACAAGCUCAGAAACAUACAGAGAUGAUCCUAACUCUCAAGAAGAUACGGAAAUUCAAAGUUAGCCAAGUUAUCGUGGAGAAAUCUACAAUGCUAUAUAACAAGUUCAAGACGAUGUUUCUGGUUGGGGAAGGAGAUUCUGUUCUUUCCCAAGUUCUAAAUAAAUCACUUGCUGAGCAGAAGCAGCAUGAGGAAGCCAAUAAAACCAAAGAUCAGUGGAAGAAAGGAAGUAACAAAAAAAUGGAAAAAGAAAAGGACCAAACAGGUUCGAAAGUUCUGAAUGGAGGGUCUGAAACCCAAGACACCACCCAAUCACAACACAAUGGAGGGAACACUGAUGAAAACAAAGACAAGCCUGAAGUUGGGAGUAAAAAAAAGACAUGCGGCGAAGAGAGAGCUUGAAAAAACAGCUAAAGAAUCUGCCUUCA